CAGGUGGAGGUGAUACCACAAAAGACUCAAGCAAAGACCAUCUAGAUAUCCUUAAAGGAAAAAAAUGUCAUCUUUUCCACACUUUCACACUAAUGCUCAUAUAUCAUCUACCAAGUUCUUCAAGUUGGCAUUGAACAUAACAGAUGCUCUGUUCAGAUUCUCCACACACCCCUCUUGUGCCGGGACCCUGGCCAAGGCCAUCGGACUGCAGCCAUUCGGAUUGAUCGCCAUCAGACCAAAUUUCCGUGCCCCCAGAAAUUAUCAACCCCAAUCAUCUCGAAUGCAUAAUUCGAUGUCCAACCAAGGAUUCUACCGCACUGCGAAACAAGUUUUCAGCUCUACAAAAUCCAAUGAACACACCGCAAACUUGAUCGCGGAAUCCCUAAUUAAUUCGACCACAAGAUCUCUCCAAAUUGCAGAAUCUCUCAUUUCCAAAGUUAAUCCCUGUAUCACACCUCAUGUUCUCUCGAACCCACGAAUUCCCAGCUCUUCUUGCUUGCGUUUCUUUGAAUUUUUGCGGAUGAAUAAGUCCAUUACUCCUCAAAAACCCGAUCUUGAAUCGCACAUUGUAAUCAUUCUGCGGCUUUUUGGAGCUAGAAAAUUUGCGGAGGCCAAGAAUAUUCUGAGUGCUGCUGUUGCAGAUGAAAAUCUUCGAUCCCCAUUUUCAGAAGUAACUUCAUUAGUGAGUGAAAGUUGUGCAGAACCCACUGUAAAGAUUAAAUUCUUUGAUAUGUUAUUUAGGGUUUAUGCUGACAAUGGAAAGUUUGAUGAGGGCUUGGAGGUUUUCGAGUAUAUGGUUAAUAAUAAGUUUGAGAUUGAUGAGCGUUCUUGCAUGGUUUAUUUGGUUGCAUUGAAGAAAUGCAACCGUUUUGGCUCAUUGUAUGAUUUCUUUCAGAAAAUGGUGGAAUGCAAUGUGGUGAUUACUGUUUAUUCCAUGACAUUGGUUAUGGAUGGAUUGUGUAAAAGAAAGGAAGUCGAGAAAGCCAGAAAAUUGAUGCAUGAUUUGGUUGGAAAAGGGGUUAAACCAAAUGCGUAUACUUUCAACACUUUGAUAGAUGCUUAUGUAAAGAAAUCAAAUCACGAGGGAGUGGAAGAUAUCUUGGCUACCAUGGAGAAGGCAGGGGUGAAUUUCAAUGUGGCGACGUAUACUCUUCGAAUUAAUUGGCAAGCGAAAUACUUUGGUAUUGAAAAUGCAGUGAGGGUGUUUAAGGAAAUGUCUGAAAGAGGUGUAGCGGCAGAUGUUCAUGUGUACACAUUGAUGAUUAGUCUGUACUGUAAAAAAGGUGAUAUUAAGGCUGCAUUUGCUUUAUUUGAUGAGUUGGUGGAGAAGGGGGUGGAGCCUAACGCCCAUACUUAUAACUCAUUGAUAUAUGGUGUGUGCAAGAUGGGGAACGUGGAUGCAGCGAAGGUCUUGCUCAUUGAGAUGCAAAGCAAAGGAAUAAACUUGAAUCGAGUUAUUUUCAACACGCUGAUGGAUGGCUACUGCAAGCAAGGGAUGAUUGAUGAAGCUUUGAAGUUGCAAGCUGUUAUGGAGAAGAAGGGAUUUGAUCCUGAUGUCUACGUGUACACUAUGAUUGCCAAUUGUUUAUGCAAAUUAAACCGGCAUGAGGAAGCGAAGAAGGAACUGUUCUCGAUGGUGGAGAAGGGUGUCGUACCAAAUGUGUAUUCUUACACAACACUGAUUCAUAUAUACAGCAAGGAAGGUAAUCUUGUUGAAGCUACUAGAACGUUACAUGAGAUGGAGAAGAGUGGAGAGAAACCAAGUGUUGUGGCAUACAACGCUUUAAUCCAUGGAUACUGCCGAAAUGGGAAAAUGAAGGAAGCAAAUGAAUUGAGGAGGAAACUGGAAGUUAAGGGGUUGCUGCCAGAUAGUUACACGUACACCUCCCUCGUGCAGGGAGAAUGUAUAGCUGGGGAUAUAGAUGAGGCGCUGAAGCUCUUCCGAGAGAUGCAGGUGAAGAAUAUAAAUCCGGAUGUAUUAACUUACACAGCAUUGAUAUCAGGGUUGUCCAAAGAGGGGAGAUCAGAAGAGGCUUUCGAGUUGUAUGAUGAGAUGAAAGAAGCUGAGGUCACGCCAGAUGAUAUCGUAUACUCUUGUCUUGUGGGCAGCCUCCAUACAAGUCAAACAUAGUCUUGAAAUCUCGAAUGAGGUAAUUUCAAGGCUUCCAUAUUUGUCCCAGAUUGGGGAAUGAUGACUCAAAGACAUGAAAGUAAGUGUUUACUGUACAAAAAAGAAACCACUCCUACAUUCUAGAGACAAUCACAGGUUCACGUCUUCUAAGGUGAUGCCUCAAUGUAUUCCAAGCACUGCAUGACUUGUCCAGAGACAUGCUGUUAGAAGGGACAUCGUGAGAGACUGGAACUUUGAGUAUGUACUCGGCCAAAGCUCGAGAAUGCGGAGCUGCUCAAGAUGAAUAGCUUCGGAGGAAUGGAGGUCGGCUUCUCCUCCCUCUCAUUUUGUUCAUGUUGUUUCCGAGUUUAUGAUAUUCACGUGCUGUGAGUAUUUGUAACAGAUUCAAAUCCCCUCAGACCAUCCGUGUAUACCUUUUUUUAGAUUCCUCUUUCUUUUCUCUUCUAUGCAGAAAAUGAUCGAAGCAGCAAACCCCAAGUGUAUAAAGGAUAGGAUUGUCUAAAUCAAGUUUUUGUGCUGAUAAAUGGAACUUUGUGGGUAAAA
Messenger RNA from Salvia splendens (bonfire salvia), 2674 nucleotides. RefSeq names its product pentatricopeptide repeat-containing protein At2g32630. Gene Ontology annotation, biological process: RNA processing; mitochondrion organization. The record is from RefSeq and is a predicted model, not a curated record. Bases 65 to 2131 code for a protein of 688 amino acids. The transcript is spliced from 3 exons. Gene Ontology annotation, molecular function: mRNA binding; protein binding. Gene Ontology annotation, cellular component: mitochondrion. Lineage: Eukaryota; Viridiplantae; Streptophyta; Magnoliopsida; Lamiales; Lamiaceae.